AUGAUGAUGAGUAGUAGUACUACAAGCAAUAUUGUUGAAGACGAAACAAUGACUGAAUCUGAUAAUCGUAAAAGUUUUCUUAUAUCAAGUCUUUUAUCUGCAGCAUCAUCAGCUGAAUCAAUGCUUGAAACUGAAGAAGAUGAUGAUGAUGAAGAAAAUGAUAUUGAUAAUGAUGAAAUGGUUAAAGAUAUUGAACAUGAUGAAGAUCAUAAUGAAAAACUUCAAAAUGAUUCAACACAAAUUCUACAUCGAGCUUUCCCUAAAAUAUCUCCAUCAUCCAUGAUAUUUCCACGUUUAAUGUCUUCAAAUGAUUUUUCAUAUCUUUAUUAUCUUAGUUAUCAUUAUUUUGCUAUGCAAUUAUCAAAAAAUGGUCAAAUACCACCAUCACCAUUACCUUUAACAAAUCCAUCACUUGUUGAUACAAAUAUAAAUUCAAUAAAAAAACCUUUAAAAUCAUCUUAUCCAUUAACUCCAACAUCAUCAUCAUGUUCAUCAUCACCACCAUCACCAAAUCUAAUAACCGCAACAGCAACAACAACAACAACAACAAUACCAACAACAACAUCAACGACAACAACAAUUCUAAAUUCAAAUACAACAACUAAUUCACGUUAUCAAUGUGACGGUUGUUCAAAAUCUUAUUCAACAUUUGGUGGUCUUUCAAAACAUAAACAAUUUCAUUGUAUUGCACAAAUUAAAAAACAAUUUCAAUGUAAAUUUUGUGAAAAAACAUAUAAUUCAUUAGGUGCACUUAAAAUGCAUAUACGUACACAUACUUUACCAUGUAAAUGUAAAAUUUGUGGUAAAGCAUUUUCACGUCCAUGGCUUUUACAAGGACAUGUACGUACACAUACAGGAGAAAAACCAUUUCAAUGUGAAAUAUGUUGUCGAGCAUUUGCGGAUAGAUCGAAUUUACGUGCACAUAUGCAAACACAUUCGGAUAUUAAAAAAUACCGGUGUACAAAAUGUUCAAAAACAUUUUCACGUAUGUCAUUACUUAAUAAACAUACGGAAAAUUGCUUACAACAACAACAACAACAACAACAUGUAACGACUGCAACAAUUCAUUCUUCAACUGAUGAUUGUACCAGUACAACAACGAUUGUGCCUGCUGCAUUUUCGCUUUGA
Rotaria sp. Silwood1 is the source of this 1128-nucleotide messenger RNA. The record is from the annotation of a GenBank genome assembly. Lineage: Eukaryota; Metazoa; Rotifera; Eurotatoria; Philodinida; Philodinidae.